Messenger RNA from Acromyrmex echinatior (Panamanian leafcutter ant), 2465 nucleotides. It is a transcript of the gene Dolk, whose product is annotated as Dolichol kinase. Gene Ontology annotation, biological process: dolichyl monophosphate biosynthetic process. Gene Ontology annotation, cellular component: endoplasmic reticulum membrane. NCBI's taxonomy places the organism in Eukaryota, Metazoa, Arthropoda, Insecta, Hymenoptera, Formicidae. Gene Ontology annotation, molecular function: dolichol kinase activity. The record is from RefSeq and is a predicted model, not a curated record.
UAUAUUUAAUAAAAAUGUUUUUAUUUCAUAUGCAUACAUUCCCAUCUUACCUUUUAUCUUUUACAUCUUUAAUUUUAUGAUAACGUGUAUGGUAAUAUUUUCAUUUUAUGCUUAAAUUCUAAGCAGAAUCAUAAUUGUUUCAUUCUGUGAUCGACAUACGUUUUUAACUUGAUAUUCUUUAGUGAUAAUAAAUUUUAAUUGUUUUUGAUCCAAUUUGUCAAGACGAAUUCCUUCUAUGUCUUGGAAUUACAACAUCAAAUCUGUUAAUCUGAUGAUUUUUUUUGGACAUGAAGGGAUUGAUAUUUUGAAAUUGUAUUGCUGAGGUUCCAAAGUGAAACGUACUAUUUUUUGGAAUAAAGAUUUAAGAUUGCGUACUAACUACCAUGCUGAUUCUCAUUCGCCUUGGUUUUUUAGAAUUUUGUUAAAUUUAGGAGAGUUAAUUACAUUAUUACUAUAUUUAAAAACCUUGUUUCUUUCUCUCAUUAUACCAUGCCACCAAAGUUAUCAGUUUUCCACGAAUUAUAGCUUUUUCAAUUUUUUAAAAGUAUGUAGGUUAUAAUACGUAAUUAAAAGGCCUGUUUUUUUGUAGCUCAACUUUUCGCACUAUUCAUCUUUUUUUUUCUCCAUCAAUGUGGAGAAAAAAAGAGGAAAAAGACGAAUUGUGCAAGAAGUGGAUCUAAAAAGAACAGACCUAUCAUCAGCAUUAUCAAAUAUCAAGCACUGUUGAAGAUACGGCGAACAAGACGGAUACAGUGUCUUGAUUAGUUUCUCCUGGUUUUUCCGGUAGCGAUCUUUCACGACCUUUUUCUGCACUCAACUUAAGUCCAACUGUGCAUGGGUGCGUUCCAAGUUACGUGUGAAACGCACGAUGUAUCGUUUUAUCCUUCUUUAUUAAUUGAUAAACAACAAGGACAAAUGAUGCAUCAUGCACUUCAUGCAUAACUCGGAACGCACCCCAUAAAAGCACGUUCAGCCGUUUCAGCCGUUUAACACGUCAAUGGUAUUAAUGGUGGGCAGUGUCAGCUAAUGCUAUGAGAAGCAAUCUCUUCUAGCCAAAAGAAAGAAUGGAGUUGUUAGUCGCGCAGUAUACUCUGCUCGAGGAAAAUAUAUUGCUAACUAUUAAACGCAAUGGCAUUCAACAUCGGCCAAAUACAAACAGUGGAUUAUGGCUAGGUGCUUUAGUUGGCCUGAGUGCUGUGAUUACGAUAUUGAAAGAAGAAAGCAGUUAUUCUGAGAUAUGUCUCUCUGUAGGAACUACUGGUUUCGGUCUUAUUCUCUGUUGUCUAUGUCUUUAUGCACGACUUUCAAUGAAACAAAUUAUAGCAAAAGACUUUCAUGCUGUAUACUUUGUACCUGCAAUUAUAACAUCUAUACUGUUUCUACUUGUUGCUAACAAAGGACUAUUGACUAGUGUCACAUGGGGCCUAACUGUUGGAAGUUUGGGCACAUGGGGUGUUUUACAAUUGAUGUCAGGUUUUCCAUGCUGUUUUACAAUGGGAGAAGCAACAGCGGUUACGCAUGGUUUUAUUUUGUUCUUGAUGUCGGUUGUUACUAAUUUACCUUUACGAUAUCAUUUACCCCCGAUUCACGAUAAUGACAUCAGUACAGUCUUGUUACAGGUUGUGAUAUCGUAUGUAGUGUCGAUAUGUUUCCUGUGUGGAUAUUUUCCCACUCUGCGCAGUACAACAUAUUUUUACUUGAUGAUAUUCAGUCUCUUAUGUUUCGUAAUUCUUCCAAUGCUUUACAUUAUUCUUGAUCAAAAUCCAAUAGAAUGGAUAAUUUCUUUUUCUUUUAGUAGUUAUGAAAGGAUUGCAAUAUUUAUAUAUUGGGCAGUGUGUUUUCUGUUAAGUAUCUUUAUUAUAAGUCAUCAGAUAUCAUUGAAAUCCCAAGCUACAAGUUCUACUAGAAAGCAUUUUCAUAUAUUAGCCACAUUUGUAUAUAUUCCUGGCAUGAUAUACAAUCUUCCACUGUUAUAUCUUGCUAGUGGUGUGAUGUUUGUACUACUUAUUGCUCUUGAGGUAAUCAGAUUUUUGAAAAUCCCGCCUUUAGGAGAAAUUUUACAGCAAGGAUUUAUUGCAUUUGUUGAUGAAAAGGAUCCUUUGCUUUCAUUAACACCUAUAUAUCUAUUGUGUGGUUUAUCAUUACCUCUUUGGAUGCCAACUAAUAAUUUGACGUUAAUGGUAUUACUCAGCGGUGUACUGACGGUAGGAAUCGGUGAUACUGCUGCAAGCUUCGUCGGUAACAGAUGGGGUGCACAUAAAUGGCCCGACACGGAAAAAACUAUCGAAGGCACCAUUGCAUGCAUAUUUUGUCAAAUUUGCAUAAUAUUCACGCUAACAUGUUGUGGAUUAAUGGAUAAUUAUCGAUUACUACUGAGAAGUAUUUUGUCAGCUGUAUCAAUAUCAUUGAUCGAAGCACGCACAAAUCAAGUGGACAAUCUGGCUCUGCCAUUAUUAAUAUAUCUG